Molecule: messenger RNA, 1866 nt
Organism: Guyanagaster necrorhizus
Lineage: Eukaryota; Fungi; Basidiomycota; Agaricomycetes; Agaricales; Physalacriaceae
Exons: 8
Coding region: 1-1866 (621 amino acids)
Source: RefSeq, a predicted model, not a curated record
AUGGUUGUGCACAUUAAGAAUCCACACGAAAGCCGGAAGAUUGGUGAUAUCGUUAAUGAAAUGGUCGGACAACGGUCAUUCAUUGGCUGGCCCUUCUUACAGGAAGGCUUAGUUGUGGCGGUUUCGGAUGCUCUCUUCAAAUAUGAGAAGAUAUCCGUGGUCCCCGGGACUGCACCCAAGGUAGUGUCAAACCCGCACUCCCCUCAAGGCCUAAACUUUUGGAAGAUGAAGGCGGAGCGAAUAGAGCAGAUAUACUCGAAGAAAUGUGGGGUGAUCACGGGAAAUGUAGAAGUUCUUCUCCAUGUUCGGCCAUUGAAAGGAUUGAAGCGCCUUGGAGAUGGUGCCUUCGUGAAGGAUUACGAAGGCAGCGAGAAAGAAACGGAGCAGGCCAUCCAGAUGACCCUGGGACAUGUAACAUCUGAAGAUCCCCGGUAUAUUGAACGUCCUGCGCCGCCACUGUCAGAAGAGUUCCCCGAUGGGAGCAAGAUCUUCUUCUUGGGUGAGCAUGCUUAUGGCGUUGUUGCGCAUGUUUCCGCCACGACAGAAACAUCCCUUUCCGUUAAACUUGGAUUCUUCCCGUCCGAAAAGUCCGAGAACGACAAGUUCAAGGCGAUUAUCCAGGACCGGACUUCUGAGCGGUAUUAUCCUUCGUUCAGGGCGGCCGAGAUGGUCGGCAUUUCUGGGCGUGCGUUAUCAAAGAUAUCAUCGAGUUUUAUGGUCAUAACUUCUGACGGCGUGAAAAACAACCUGGGUCUAAGCCUUAAAUUCGAAGGUAAAUCAAUGAAGGUGAUUGACUAUUCACGCAAAGAAGGUCGAAACUGGGAAUUUAGUGAGAAGGCAAUCAAGCUCUUAAUAGAUUACAAAACAAAGUUUCCUGAUAUCUUCCGUUCACUUGAUGAACCCGGAGAUGCCAUGGCCAAAGCGUCGGAAGUACUAUCUGUGCCGGAUUCCGAUGGGCGUGUCCGGGAAAUCAAGAUCUGGCUCAAGACUCAAGGCGUUCGCGAUUUUGAGCCUGUAUCAUUGUUUUGCGAUCAACUGACAAAGAACAUGGUCAAUGAGAUCGAGAAAAUGGCCGCCUCCUUCAAUGCGAACAAGUCUCCUACGGCCAUGAAGAAGGCAUUCGUCAACGGUAUUCCUCGGCAAGCCGUUCUCAAGCCUGCUCAUGCCGUGUAUCGCCUCCAAAAUCAACAUUUUGCACUGGGAGACAGAGUCACCAUGAUACAAGAUUCUGGAGCUGUGCCCUUGGCCGCCAAAGGCGUUGUCAUUGGGCUGAAUUCCAAAUCCAUGAACGUGGUCUGGGAUGUCCCAUUCAUGUCCGGAACUACAUUAGGCGACAAAUGCUCACAGUAUCGGGGAUUGACCGUCGACUUCAAUUCCUGUCUUAACUUGACCAAUCCCCAGUUUGUCACGCCUACCAAUCCUAAGGCACCAUCGGCAAUUACAACGCCCCUCAAACCGCGUUUUGGCCCACGUCCUACUAUUCCACCUGCACAGGGACAGCCAUCUGCCUCUGCUUUUAGACCAGCUCAACCGAGUCAAAAACCAUUUUCGCCUGUUUCCAUCAUGUCGAAUCCUCGAAGAGGUCGUGGUGGAUACGUAAGCAGACGUGGCGCGGUACCGACAGGAGCUCCUCGAUCGCCAGUGCCUGGAGUUGAGCCCUCUAAAGAAUUAUCUGCCCCGUCUACGAAUGGCCCGGCUCUGAAUUCCAGACCAAUACGUGGUUUCAACCCUGGACGAGGACGGGGAGGGUUUGUCCCCGGACUUCGGGGUAGGGGAGCGUUCAUAUCUAAUAUGGAUCGUGGUCGCGGCAAUUCUCCGUAUCGAGGUCGAGGUCGUGAAUCAUUUGCUGCUCCUUUGCCAUCAUAA